GAAUUUCAGCAACUCUCAAGCCAACAUCGCCAUGGGUUUAUUUGAAGAAUCAUGGACCUACUCUUAUCCUUGGGGAAUACUGACAUCUGCAAACUUUCAAAAGUAUCCCAACGAACAUGCCAGCCAUGUCCUCUCUGUUGACGUCCUGGAACGUUCCGUCAAUCCUCAGUCUGGCAUCAUCACAUCCACUCGCCUUCUGCGGUGUAAGCAAGCCAUGCCUUCUAUCAUCCGUCGUAUCGGCUUUGACACUCCAGAAGAAACAUUUUUUCUUGAGACAAGCACUCUUGACCCUAGUACCCAGCAGUAUACUGCAAAGACUGUCAACCUAUCUAUGCGUUCGCUUUUUACUGCCGAAGAAACUUGCAUUUUCAAGCCAGACCCCUCUAACCCACUGCAACAUACUAGGUUCUCCCAACGGGCAGAAAUCACUACAGUUGGUGCACUAAGUUGGUUUUCUAGAAUUAUUGAAGAUGCUGCCGUUUCGAGGUUUAAAGCAAAUGCUGUCAAGGGAAGGCAAGGAUUAGAAAGCGUGAUCAAAGCAGUGGUGGAUGAGGCCCAAAACGUAGAGGCACAUGUAGCUGAUGGACUACGAUCACUGCCAUCUCUUGGCUAACUACUAGAACGAUUGACUCGCUUGUUCUAUCCUAUCUGCAGUUCCUUUAAUACUGGAGAUUCGUUUGAAAAUGUUUUGGUUGAUCACUUUCCCUCAGCUCAUACCCUCCUCUGUUACUAUCAGUUACAAGCAGUCUUUUUGGAUAGUCUACGGUGGACCUGUUGACAAUCAACUUUAAAAUGUUGCGAGGCGAUCAACUACAACACCUAUUAUUAUUGAAAUAAAUCUACCUAUUGCAUUUAAUUC
Messenger RNA from Batrachochytrium dendrobatidis JAM81, 859 nucleotides. RefSeq lists its product as uncharacterized. Gene Ontology annotation, cellular component: mitochondrial intermembrane space. The transcript has 2 exons. Gene Ontology annotation, biological process: phospholipid transport. Lineage: Eukaryota; Fungi; Chytridiomycota; Chytridiomycetes; Rhizophydiales. The record is from RefSeq and is a predicted model, not a curated record. Bases 32 to 613 code for a protein of 193 amino acids. Gene Ontology annotation, molecular function: phosphatidic acid transfer activity.